AGGUUGAAAAGGUUGAAGAGGUCGAAGAGGUUGAAAAGUUUGAAGAUGUGGAAGAUAUAGAAGACAAGGAAGAUGUAGGAGAUGUAGAUAUUAAAGAUGUUGAAGAUGUUGAAAGAUGUUGAAGAUGUUGAAGAUGUUGAAGAUGUUGAAGAUGUUGAAGAUGUUGAAGAUGUUGAAGAUGUUGUAGAUAUCGUAGAUGUUAUGGAUGUGGAUGAUGAAAAAGUCAGAGAUCAAGAAGAAGUAGGAGAACAAGAAGAUGUAACAGAAGAAAAAUCUGCUGAAGAAUCUGCAGAAGAAGCUGCAGAAGAAGCUGCAGAAGAAACUGCAGAAGAAGCUGCAGAAGAAGCUUCAGAAGAAGCUUUAGAAGAAGUUGCAGAAGAAGCUGCAGAAGAAGCUGCCGAAGAAGCUGCAGAAGAAGCUGCAGAAGAAGCUGCAGAAGAAGUUGCAGAAGAAGCUCCGGAAGUCAAAGCAGUAGAAGAAAAAGUUGUAGAAGAAUUUGUAAAAGAAGCUGAAGGCAAGGAAGCAACAGAUGACAGUGGUAAGGAUAUUGCAAAGAAAGUAGGUCCUGACAAUUCUGAAUCAAUGAAUACUGGAGAAAACUUUGACAUUGGAGAUGUUCUAGAUUUUGAAUAUGAAGAUGAAGAAGAAGAUAAUCCAAUAGAGGAAAACAAAGUUGAUAAAAAGAAUGAGUCUGAAAAGAAACAUACCCUUACAAAGGAACAUUCUAAAACAACCAAGAAACAAGUAACAUCAAUUGCCCCUAAAAAGGUUCCUGCAAAGAAAGUAUUAGAGGAGGAGGAUGUUGAGCUUCAACUUAAUGCUGAAGAUGAUGUUGAGCUUCAACUUAAUGCUGAAGAUGAUUUUGACCUCCAAAAUGAGGUUACCAAUGAUAAUUUGGAUUCAGAUAUUAUUAUCGAAGAUAAUGACAUUGAGAUCAUAAUGGACUUAACUGAGGAAAGUCCACAAAAAAAUGCCAGCAAGGGGAAGGUGUGCGAGAAAGGGAAGUCCAUAGAUUCAGUAAAGAAAGCUGCUAACAAUAAAACAGAAGAUAGUAAAGAAAUUGAAGAGCUGCUAAAAUGUUUGGUUUGUAAAAAUAUCUGUGUGAGGGGGGUUUCUGUAAAGUGCUGUGGUUCACAAGCAUGCAGAGCUUGUGCUACUAGAAGGGUGUUGGCCUCUAAGAACUGCUUUAAAUGUCCUAAAGCAAUAUCUUCAGAUGAUUUAGUCAAUGACGAAAAGCUCAGGUCAGCAGUGCAACUGUUUAAAGCAGGAAAGAGUAUCCCAAGCUCUGCAAUUGAUGCUAUCAAGAAACGACUGAAAAUUAAGCAGGUGCAAGAAAAAAAUUCUGCACAAAGCAAUCCAGUCGGAACAAAGAAGACCACUGAAGUAUCUGCAAAAACAAGUGGUCCAUGUGAUAAAAUAAUCCUCAGACCUGCCAUGAAUGAUUUUGAGGAACAAAUAACUAAGAUUUAUGUUUCUUUGGAGUUCAUCAUCACCAAGCAGAAGCUACUGAUAAUGCAGAUUGGUUGUUUGAAUGGAAAUACUGGGAAGACUAUUCACCUGUCAUAUAAACCUCUUCCAUUAGUAAAUCCAAACAUCUGGGAGCAGUAUCAUUUCAGUCAUGAUCAGUCCUCCAUGGGAACAGGGGAGCAAAACUUUUUCUUCACCAAGGAAGAUGGCUCAGUCAUCCCAUGCUUCUCAUCCUUGGAUGCGUCGAAUGAGCUUGCUAUGUACUUCCAAGAAGUGGAGAGGAUACAAGGGAAGAAAAGGAAGAAUACGUGCUUAGUGUUUUUUAGCACCGCUGAGCGCGACGCAUUUUUUGCGUAUUUAACACGUGAGAAAGAGGUGUCACUGACGCACACCUCCUUGAAGAAGAAGAAUUUGCUUAGUGUUGUUGAUCCUAUAGAUAAUAUUGUCUGGAAUAGUGUUGUGUACGAGCAGUUUAUUGGUCGUAGCAGCUUCAAACCCAUCAAUGAGCUGUGUAACUUGAAGGAACCUAUAUACUCGUGUCAGAAGAUCGUGGUUCAUCUCCGCGAUCUAUUUAUCAGUAAAAAGAUCAUUCCACGCAAACAUCUGAUGUUUAAUCGCUGGCCGCCAUCAGCUGCUAGUCUUAUCAACGUUCCAGUAAAUCAUCAUCUAGUGUUGUCAAGUGUGAGGAUCCUGAAAAACAUGAGCAGUCCUUAUACGCCCGAUUCACAGGCCGAUACUGUUCUCAUACCAGAGAUAUCUACCAAUGAAAAUGCAGGAGUAACUGUAAACGAUGUUCACCUUCUUCCCUUCAAUCAACCAGUUCUUAUCAGAUUAACCAGUAUCCAGAAGGGAACUCUCUCCAUAGACUACAACUUAAAGUUAAAAAAAUAUUGUGCUAGUGGGCCGAGUAAGGUAUAUAUGGUGGGUAAGGUGCCCUACGUGUUUAUCAUCCUGAAACCGACAACCAGCUCCAAGCGAGUAAAUAUCGUCCAGAUAAAAACCCCGGUCCGGAGAAUACCAGGCGGAACUAGGCUCUUCACAUACACGGAGAACUGCGGAGUUGAUGAUGAAACCGUUCCUAAAAUUCAGAAGGUUAAAGUAUUAGCUCAGGGAGCACACAAGAUUCAAGUUGACGGAGCUUUGAGUAUUCCAGCAAAACUUGUUCUAGAGGAUACAUCCGAGAAUCUGGGAGAUGAGGUUCCGUUCACCACAGAGGAUGUAAUCCUGCUCAACCCUCAUCCUAAACUCUCUUGUACCAUCCUCAACACUAUAGUUACUCCUGUAGAGGAUGAACAUCCCAACGGAGUGAGGUUGGUUCUCAGAAACCAUCCUCGGUCAACCACAAUCUCCAGGGGGGAGCAGAUUGCCACCGGGCUCAUCUUUGUAGGGUCGAAUAUUGGAUUUGCCAUUGUUAAAUCUGCAAAACAAGAACGAGAGUUUGAGAACUUGACUGCUUGGUUGAAGAGCCCUUCAAACACCAGAAAUGAUAAGGGGUUUUCUGAAGGAGGAGGAGAUUUGAGAGAAUUGUUGCAAUCUAACACCAACUCAAAGUUUAAUAAAGCUGAUGGAACGAGAAAGCGUAAUGCCGGGGGAGUAAAGCAGAAUGAUCGACAGCGCACCGUUCAGUGGAACAACGAAUUGCGAAUGUCAUCGAUGACAAGAAAAUUCUUGGGAAUCGAUCAGACGGAGAUGGAAAUAGAUAAGUUUGGAACGGGAGGUAAUCAGUCUGGAUCGGGAAUAGAUCAAUAUUCCAUGGGAAUGACUCAGAACGGUGCGGGAAUGAACCAAUUCGGAACGGAAAUGAAUCAGUAUGGUACUGGAAUGGAUCAGUACGGUGCGGGAAUGAACCAAUAUGGAACGGGAAUGAGUCAAUUCGACAUGGGAAUGCAACAACCAUACAUGGGAAUGCAACAACCAUCCAUGGGAAUGCAACAACUGAACAUGGGAAUGCAACAACCAAACAUGGGAAUGCAACAGCUAAACAUGGGAAUGCAACAACCAUCCAUGGGAAUGCAACAACUAAACAUGGAAAUGCAAUUACCAAUUAUGGGAAUGCAACAACCAAAUAUUGGAAUGCAUCAGGAUGUUGGACAGCCAGGAAUGGAAAUAUAUGAAUCUAACACGGAUUAUCAGGGAUCAGAUAUGCAGUACUCAAGUAAAUCGGAUCGCCAAGACGAAUAUAUUCCUGAGUGGAAGAGAGCUAAACCAAGUUCCCAGUCUGAUCGGUGGUCAAAGGAGGAACCUGGAAGAUCAACUUAUAUGACAGGUCAAGGACUGGAAAGACAAAGUCGGUUUGAUUCUAUGGAGAGAACUGAAAACCCUGGACCUAAGGAUUCCUCUUAUGAAAAGAUAAUCCAUAGAUCAUGGAACUCUGCUCCAUCACAGGAGGACAAGUCUGGUCUAUGGGAUGCAAAGACGGGUUCUAAAUCUUCCUUUUGGGGCACUUCUGCUUCUAGUUCCUCCAGGUGGGAUGAUAAACCUGCUUCUGCUUCUAGUUACUCCAGGAGGGAUGAUAAACAGGCUUCUGCUUCCAGUUCCUCCAGAUGGGAUGAUAAACCUGCGUAUGAAUCAUCUGCUUCUAGUUCCUCUAGAUGGGAUGAUAAACCAGCGCAUGAAUCAGAAAGGUGGAGCAAGAACCCUAAUCCAAAACCAUCACUGUGGGACGACAAGCCCGUCAUUGAUGCAGGAUAUCAGGAUAAGAUGCCAACCCCGGUCCCAACCCGGUAUUCAGAUUCCGCUGUUCCAGCACCAAGAUAUCAGGCGUCUAAACCAGACCCAGCAGACAAUCUGGAUAAUGAGAUAUCGGUGUAUGAGAAGAAGUUACAGAGGUUGAAAGAGUUGAAGGAGCAGGUGGUGCAGGAGACAACUUCUAUCAAGAAGACAUUUGAGGCUAUCCCAGAAGUGUUGGCAAUAGAGAAGCCAAAUCCUUCAAUGAGAUCAUCCAGAGACAUAGAUAUGAGACCUUGGGCAAAAGAGGAAAUAAGCAGAGGAUCAGCUAGUAAAGGGUUUGAAGACACUCAGAAAGGUAGUUCCAGGUAUGAGGAGUCCGGAGCUAGGGGACGGUUUACAAAACCAAAUCCGAUAAUGGGAAGAUCUGAAAUUUAUGAGGAUGAAUUCAGCAGCUCCAGUCAAUCAAGGUCUUAUCAGAAAGAGUCUAACAAACCUAAUCCUAUGAUGGGAAGUAGCCGAGCCUCUGAUACUGAGUGGGAAAGGCCAAAUCCAGUGUUUGGAAGAGAUCCUGGUGCUGAGUAUAGCAGAACAAGCCUUGCUAAAGAAAGUACAUGGUCAAAUGAUUCUGAAUACCAGAGGCCCAAUCCUAUGAUGGGAAGUGCAAGAGCUCAUGAUACGGAGAACAACUGGACUUCCAAUCGUCAAGAUAACGAGUAUUUUCCGUCUACCAGACCACAAGAAACAGACCAGCGUCCUAAUCCUAUAAUGGGUAAUCCCAAGCUGUAUGACAAGACCGAUAUUUCAUAUCCCAGAGGACAAGAUUCAGGAUACAACAGAUACAACACAGAGGCAAGUUCAAAUUACCAGGCUGAGGAAUACAGAAGACCAAAUCCAAUGAUGGGUGGAAGUAGUGCUCAGGACGGGUUUGGUAAGGUUACAUCUCGGAACGAAAGUUCUAGGUUUCAGAACAAGAAUUACAGCAGACCUUAUCCUAUCAAGGGUGCAUCAGGAGAUGCUCCUCCACCCCCUAGACUUUCUAAAGAUUUUAAUCUUGGAAACGUGCGCAACCAUCCCUUUUAAAAUUGUGUAUAACUGUAAAGUGUUUUUUGUGUCUUUGUUUCGUACAUCUUUUUCCACAUUGUUUCAUUUAACACACAGAAAAUUAUCUGGUUUUAAUUUCAGA
Molecule: messenger RNA, 5320 nt
Organism: Eurytemora carolleeae
Lineage: Eukaryota; Metazoa; Arthropoda; Copepoda; Calanoida; Temoridae
Exons: 22
Coding region: 97-5217 (1706 amino acids)
Source: RefSeq, a predicted model, not a curated record